CACGUGCCCCUCCUCCACGUGAUUACGUGGCCCGGCGAUGACGCGUCGGCUUGGCGCGUGUUGCCUGGAGCGGGCUGAUGGCGGCGGUGAAGGUGUUCCCGCUGAAGUGUGUCGUGCAGCAUUAUGCCUGGGGGAAAGUUGGCCUGGAGAGUGAGGUAGCAAAACUCACUUUAAGUGAUGAUCCCUCUAUAGCCAUUGAGCAAGAGAAACCCUAUGCUGAGUUAUGGAUGGGAGCGCAUCCCAAAGGGGAUGCCAUUAUCUGCGACAACAGAAUUCCUCAGAAGACUCUUGGGGAAUGGAUUGCCAAGCAUCCUGACUGUUUAGGGUCAAAGGUGAAAGAUAUUUUCCAAGGGCAGCUUCCCUUUCUGUUCAAGGUGCUUUCGGUCAACAUUUCGUUAUCUAUUCAAGCUCAUCCAACCAAAGAAUUAGCAGUAAAACUGCACACUCAGUUUCCGGAUCGCUAUCCGGAUAAAAAUCACAAACCAGAAAUGGCGAUUGCACUGACUCCAUUUGAAGGGCUGUGUGGAUUUAGACCAGUGGAGGAAAUUAUUGGAUUUCUGAAAAACGUCCCGGAAUUCCGUACAGUCAUUGGCAACGAAGCUGCCGAAGUGCUUGAAAAUAACACUGGUGACCCACGUCACGUAUCUGAUGCUUUGAAGAAAUGCUUUACCCGAAUGAUGAACUGUGAAAAAAAAACCUUUAUUGAUCAGCUGAACAUGUUGGUGAAGAGGGUGUUGCAAGAAGAUGAUGCAGGAAAGGACACUACAGGAAGUAAUGGUGAGCUCUUGCUACGGUUGCACUCCCAGUUUCCAGGGGAUGUUGGGUGUUUUGUCAUCUACUUUCUAAACCUAGUGAAACUGCAACCUGGAGAAGCCAUGUUUCUGGGAGCCAAUGAACCCCAUGCUUACCUUUAUGGAGAUUGUAUAGAAUGUAUGGCAUGUUCUGAUAAUACUGUGCGAGCUGGGCUCACUCCAAAAUUCAUUGAUGUUCAGACCCUUUGUGAAAUGCUCAAUUACACACCUGCACCAGCAAGGGAGAAGAUCUUUCCAUCUGUUCGGGAUCCUUGUGAUCCAUGUGUUUCUCUGUAUGACCCUCCAGUGCCCGAUUUCACAGUGAUAAAAAUAGAGGUUCCAAGUUCGGUGAAACGGUACAAGGUAGCCUCCAUUGAUUCUGCAAGUAUCCUGCUGGUCAUUCGGGGUGAAGCCACAAGCACAGCUAGCCCGUCUGAAGUCAACAUUCGGCGAGGAUCUGUGCUAUUCAUUGCAGCCAACGAGGGGGUUGGCUUGUGUAUCCGUUCAGUGGAUGGGAUGCUGCUUUUCAGGGCAUGCUGCAUGCUGUAACCUGCCUCAACAUCGAUUCCAUAUCCCUAGGAUUAGAAAUGGACUACAUUAUAGUAGACAAAUGGAUAGAUUGGAUUGGAGCAAUGUGCACUACGUUAAUCAAUUAUGCAUUUGUGAUGAAACUCAAAAUUUAUACUUCAAAUUUUCGUUCAAUUACAUUGUAUUUGCUGAUGCUU
Messenger RNA from Chiloscyllium plagiosum (whitespotted bambooshark), 1516 nucleotides. It is a transcript of the gene mpi, whose product is annotated as mannose phosphate isomerase. Gene Ontology annotation, cellular component: cytosol. Gene Ontology annotation, biological process: GDP-mannose biosynthetic process; carbohydrate metabolic process. Gene Ontology annotation, molecular function: zinc ion binding; mannose-6-phosphate isomerase activity. The record is from RefSeq and is a predicted model, not a curated record. NCBI's taxonomy places the organism in Eukaryota, Metazoa, Chordata, Chondrichthyes, Orectolobiformes, Hemiscylliidae.